GAGGACUUAGAGCCGAGGGGAGCCAGAAGGAACUGCUAAGAGCGCUGCAGGCUCUGCAGCGGAGAGAGGUCCUGCCCAGCUGUUUGCGAAGAUUUCCUGUUUCCCCUCCAGCCCAGGCUCGAGAAGUUGAGUGAGUCACACGCACGCAUACCCCCACACACAGCUACACACACACUCACACACACACACAUACACACAGGGCGAGCCGAACUGCUGCAGAAGAGCCGAGCCCCGCGGCCAGCCCCUGGGGCCCCCAGCCCGGCCCGUGGCCCGGACGCCACAUCUGGCCUGCACAUCUGCCCAGGGAAGGAGAGCGGGAGCUAGAGCGCGCCAGGGGCCAAGCGGGGCGAGCUAGGCAGAGGCUGCCGGGCCAGUCCAGUGAGCUCCCCCUCCUCCACCCCUUCUUCCUUCUCCUCUUCCUCCUCGCCCGCCCCGGCUGCUGCCCGGCUCCCGCUCUAUGCGGAGGCGGAGCGGGCUCGGCCAUGAGUCGGGCUCUCCUGCGGAGCCCGGGGCUACUGCUCCUCUUCCUGUGGACGCGCAUUGCCAGCACCAUCCCUCCCUACGUCCAGAAGAUGGUUGAUGGAACUCCAGUCACUGAGGAAAAUGGUGCCAUAAAGUCUGCGCUCCUCUGCAAGUUUUGUGAUGUACAAGCAACCAACUGCACCAAUGACAGGAGCUGCUUCAGUUACUGCAGCAUCACAUCAAUCUGUGAACAAGCCCAUGAAAUCUGCGUGGCUGUGUGGAGGAAGAAUGAUAAAAAUGUAACCAUGGAAACCCUCUGCCAUGAUCCUAGCCUCAAGGUCCACGGGUUUGCCCUGGAGGAUUCUAAUUCUGACAAAUGCAUAAUGAAGGAAAAAAAGGUUCCUGGUGAAACUUUCUUCAUGUGUUCCUGUAGGAAAGAGGAGUGCAAUGACAUCUUAUACUUCUCAGAAGAAGUUGUUGACCACUUGGAGCUAAUUGCCAUCAUCUCCAAGGUGACCGUCAUUAGCCUCCUUCCACCGCUGGGCAUCGCUAUUGCGGUCAUUGUCAUCUUCUACUGCUACCGGGUCCACCGCAGGAGAAAGCUGAGCACCGCCUGGGAGACCACCAAGCCGCGGAAGCUGGUGGAAUGCAGUGAGCGCUGUGCCAUGAUGAUGGAUGAUGACCGCUCGGACAUCAGCUCAACCUGCGCCAACAACCUCAACCACAACACAGAGCUGCUGCCCAUUGAGCUGGACACCCUGGUGGGGAAGGGGCGCUUUGCUGAGGUCUACAAGGCCAAGCUGAAACAGAACACGUCCGAGCAGUUUGAGACUGUGGCAGUCAAGAUAUUCCCAUAUGAGGAAUAUGCCUCUUGGAAGACGGAGAAGGAGAUCUUCUCAGACAUUAACCUCAAGCAUGAGAACAUCCUUCAGUUCUUGACAGCAGAGGAGCGGAAAAUGGACCUGGGAAAGCAGUAUUGGCUCAUCACCGCCUUCCACGCCAGGGGCAACCUGCAGGAGUAUCUCACCAGGCAUGUCAUCAGCUGGGAGGACCUGUGGAAGCUGGGUAGCUCCCUAUCCCGGGGCAUUGCCCAUCUCCAUAGUGACCACACCCCCUGCGGGAGACCUAAAACGGCCAUUGUGCACAGAGACCUGAAGAGCUCCAACAUCCUGGUGAAGAAUGACCUGACCUGCUGCCUCUGUGACUUUGGACUGUCCUUGCGGCUGGACCCCACCCUCUCCGUGGAUGACUUGGCUAACAGUGGGCAGGUUGGAACAGCAAGAUAUAUGGCUCCUGAGGUUUUGGAAUCCAGAAUGAAUUUGGAGAAUAUGGAGUCCUUCAAGCAAACAGAUGUAUAUUCCAUGGCCCUGGUUCUCUGGGAAAUGACAUCUCGCUGCAAUGAGAUAGGAGAGGUCAAGGAGUAUGAGCCUCCAUUUGGCUCCAAAGUGAGAGAGCAUCCCUGUGUUGAGAGUAUGAAGGACAACGUGCUGAGAGACCGAGGACGGCCUGAGAUCCCCAACACGUGGCUCAGCCACCGAGGUAUACAGAUGGUUUGUGAGACUCUGGCCGAGUGCUGGGACCACGAUCCAGAAGCCCGACUGACCGCUCAGUGCGUGGCUGAGCGUUUCGACGAGCUGGGCGACCUGGACCGGCUGUCAGGGAGGAGCUGUUCAGAGGAGAAAAUCCCUGAGGACUGCUCUCUGAGCCCCACCAAGUAACCUCAGGCUGAGCUUGUGGUGAGGGCAAAGACGCUGCCCAUCCACUCCCAGGGCCGAGGGCAGGAAAACGCCAUCUGAUAAUGCCUUGGCCUGGCUUCCUGUGAAACCGAGGGGGUCCCUGCACUCCCUUGAAGCCAGGGCUCUGGAGAGGAACUCACUUUGGUGGGAACCAGCAGCAGGCAGUUGAGUGGGUGACAUAAAGCAUUCUAAGCCUUUGACAUUGUCAUAGGAUAAGCUGUGUGAGCACUUCCUCAGGAAAUGAGAUUCCCCCCCCCCUUUCCUUACAAUAGCUGAUAACAAUUGCACUUUAUUAAUGCCUGUAUAUAACUACAGAAUAGCUAUGUUUUAUAUAUAUAUAUAUAAAAUAUAUAUGUCUAUAUCUAUAGUUCUAUCUACAGCCAUACUCUGUAGAAACAUGGAAUAGAGGAGAAUGCCAAGGAGAUUAUUGUUCUAUCAGAGGAAUGAGGGACAAGAGGGCCCCCCGAAGCAGCAUUAGCUCCUCUCCCCUCCCCUCCAAUAUAUAAAGGCAAAUUGCCACUGAGGAGUGGAUUUCGGCAUCCCAAACCCCUGCUAUUUCCCAUGUUUCCUAAGAAUGCCAAAGCUCACUCCUGGCCCAGACCAGCCGUUGUUAACCCUUGUUCCUCCGUGCUGUUUAAGGGUUCAUAUGGUUCUUUUGUGGGUUUCUGACUGACUCCUCCUGGCCCCUGACUGUGGGAUCACUUUCCUUAAAGGAACUCAGGGUCUCUUGCACCUAUAACGCCGUUGGCCUGGAGCCCUUCAGAAACUGGGGCCCACUGUGUUCACAGGCUAAGGAGAAAUGUGGAGAGCAGCUACCUAUGUGCCCCCACAAAAGCAGCCAAAGCCAGACAGAUGUUUUCCAUUUGCCUUACCUUACAUUAGAUGGUUGUGAUUUUCUUUAUGAAGAAAUUAUCAUGAGUAUUUUACUCCUGAGCCCUCCACCACUACUAACCCUGCCCCUCCCAAUCAUUUGGCCAAAUCUCUGCUCCCUAACCCCACCUGUGUCUUGAAAUCCGUUAUUUUAGCCUCUAGUUUUCUAUGCAAAACCAAUGAACUCCAUCUCUCCCCACCCCCUGAAUGCACUCGGACACUUUGGCAUUAUGGAAAGGAGAUGAUAGAUGGUAUUGUUGUAGGCCUGCUUCCCUAGACCUUGCAGGAAAUAUAAGCCCUGCUCUAACCCUGAACUUGCAAUAAAUUUUCCUCUGGUGAGUCCUGGUUUCUUUCUCCAGUUUGGAAUGAGAGGAGGUAUGAUCUAGCGGGAUCUGGAUUGAUUCCUGGCCCUGCCAUCUAUGUGCAUGACCCCCCCACAAAUCACAUUGCCACCCAGAUCCCAGUUUUUGCAUCUGUAAAAUUGAAAGGGUUAUUAUACCAAAUGGCUUUUAAGGUCCCCUCCAAUGCAAAAUCUUUGCUUUCUUCCCUAUCCCAUAUCGCAUCCAAGGUUUAAAGACAAAGGCUUAAGUCUCCAUCGCAAGGUGGAGGUGGGAUAAGAGCAUCCCCAAUCUUUUUUUCUAUGCUUCUUUAAGGGUUUGUGGGAUGACCCACCACCUCCCAGAGGCCUUUGCUACUAGCGUCAAUCAGCCGCCAAAGUGAGCGGUUCCAGGUCUUUCCAGAGCCAGCUCUAUCUAUAAGGCAUUAGGGAAUCUUUGUCAGAAACAUUAGAGGGCCUUGCUUGGUGGCCCAAAAGGAAUCCUAUUUCCCCACACAAGAGCUUUAAAAAAACUCAGGCAGAGGCUUGAUUAAAAAAUGCUUUUGGAGCUCCCCUCUCUCUACCUUGGAGCGGUAAAUGACUCGAGAGAAAGGAGCUACAGACAAAGUGGCCACUUAGUUUUUUGUUUUUUUUUUGGAAGGAGUGGGGGGCAUGCAAAGAGAAACUGAGAUCUAACACAGAGAGGGAAGGGCAGUAUCUAGCCCAGGGCUGCAUUACCUGGGGGAGGCAGGAGGGCGCAGAAACCUGGGUUGCCGCUGUCUGUCCUAAAAAAGCCAUUUUCAUUGUCUAGUGCCUUUGGACAGCUGGGGCCCAUUGACCCCUAGUGGUCGGUGGGUAGAAUCCUCAGGUGCCAGCUCAUUCACAGUCUUCCCCCCUGGCACGUGAUCAACAUAAACUGGAAUGUAGUAUAAAGUUAUACUGUGGCCUGUUUGUUUGUAUUUUCUCAUUCAAGGCAGAAGACUAAGGAAUAACGUCCUGUAGUUCCUGGAGAUGCCAACUUUGUUUUUUUUAAACUACUACACCUGAAGGGAAAUCUUCAUUCUUUUAAGGAACAUUUCAACUGUACAUGACAUAUGAAAUAGGAAUGUGAAUUAUAUAUAUGCUUUUUUAUCAGAUGUUUCAAGCACUUAUUUCCACUCUAAGCCGUUUGUUUUUUUUUUAAUAAAUCUAAUGUUUAUUAAGUCAAAUAAAGCAAUAAAGCUCAGGAAAA
Molecule: messenger RNA, 4615 nt
Organism: Trichosurus vulpecula (common brushtail)
Lineage: Eukaryota; Metazoa; Chordata; Mammalia; Diprotodontia; Phalangeridae
Gene: TGFBR2
Product: transforming growth factor beta receptor 2
Exons: 7
Coding region: 483-2180 (565 amino acids)
Biological process (GO): transforming growth factor beta receptor signaling pathway; protein phosphorylation; cellular response to growth factor stimulus
Cellular component (GO): signaling receptor complex; plasma membrane
Molecular function (GO): ATP binding; transforming growth factor beta receptor activity, type II; activin binding
Source: RefSeq, a predicted model, not a curated record